GUCCUUCCGGUCGCUUUCCGGUCCGCCUCUGUUGUUGUGGGUCGGAUCUCCGCCGCUCGUCGCUCGGCUUCAGCCUCCGGGGAUGUAGCCGCUGGAGUCGGUGGAUGAUCCCGACGCGUCCUCCUCGGACCGGUACCGACCCGAACAGAACCGCUCCGGUCUCAGCUGACAACUUAGUGAUGGACCUGUACGGGUUGGGCGGGUUCGUGCUGGUGAAGCGGGUCCCGGACCGCGGUUCGGUGGACGGGUCCAACAUGUCGGACAUCGGUGAGGCCAGUCCUCACGGCUGUGAUGACGGCGCCCUGACGGACCGGUUCGGGGUUCUGAUCCAGGCUCUGCUGGCUGUGGUGGCCUUCAGCACGCUGAUGGUGAAAAGGUGGCGGGAGCCGGUGGGCAUCAGACGGCCGUGGAGGAUCUGGUUCUUCGACACGUCCAAACAGGCCAUCGGCGCUCUGUUCAUCCACUUCGCCAACGUCUUCCUGUCCACACUGACCAAGGAGGACCCGUGCUCUCUGUAUCUGAUGAACUUCCUGCUGGACGCGACGCUGGGAAUGCUCUUCAUCUGGGCGGCGGUGAAGUUGGUGUCCAGGCUGGUGGAGCAGAAGCAGUGGAGUUUGCUUUCAUUUGGAGAAUACGGUGACCCCCCCCAGGCGGCGGCAUGGCUCGGUCAGUGCGCCGUCUACCUGCUCAUCAUGGUGCUGGAGAAAGGUGUGGUCAGCCUGGUGCUGCUCAUCCCCGGAUGGUCCAAACUGCAGGAGGUCCUGCUGAGCUACAUCGCUAACCCCCAGCUGGAGCUGGCGCUGGUCAUGCUCAUCGUGCCCUUCAUCGUCAACGCCAUCAUGUUCUGGGUGGUGGACAGUCUGACCAUGAGGAGGUACAAGACCGGCCUGGACGACGCCUGCGGCCCCUCCAAGGACAAGGCUGGGUCUGUGCCAGCAGGGGGCAGCGGUGAGGAGUCACAGGUCCUGUUGGCGGUGGAGACGGACACGGACGAGGCUUCGGAGGACGAGGACGAGGAGCAGCAGGUCCAUGUUCAGUAUUCAGGAGGACCUCUGAGGCCCAGCUGGGUGGUGGUGUAGACCCAGGUGACCCGUCCUCUCCCCCCCCUCCUAGGUCCACCUCAGGUCUGGUUCUUUGCAGAUAAAAGCAGCUUCACCGUCAGAGACCGUCUCCUGCCAUCUGUGGGACUUUAGGCGAAGUGAACCGGUUCUAACAUCAUUCUAAACAGAAAAAAAGGCUCUUUAUGAGUUUCUCUGUAAGAAUCGGACCACUUCAGAACCGCCUACUUGUUGAGAUGUAAUUAAAAGGCUCCCUGCACGUUUCCCCUCUGCCCUGCAUGCCUCAGUCUGAGGGAGGAUCGUUUUUAUUAUUAUUAUUAAAUAAAUAAAACCCGCUUCAGUUGUUCUGGACCAGGCCGACCAAUCAGGUCACACCUCAGAGUUUUAAAGGAAGUGGAGCUGUUUUCUCAGCCCAGUAGGGGGCACUGAAGAGCAGCAGCGGGUUUUAUUUUCUACUAAUUGACAAUUAUGAACUAUUGUUGCCAUGUAAUCAUUCCUUUGGGAGGCUUUUCUACCUUUCAUCCUGCUGGAGGUGCAGGACAGUGGCUGCAGCGCCACCUGGCUGCACCAACUGCACAUCACAGUCGCAUAAAUGCGUUAAAUUAAAAUCACUAAUUGUUGUAGUUGAUCUUCUUCACUAAUGUUUUAACCUGAGUCGAGCUUAAUUGAUAU
This is a messenger RNA of Fundulus heteroclitus (mummichog), 1730 nucleotides long. RefSeq names its product transmembrane protein 110, like (gene tmem110l). Gene Ontology annotation, cellular component: membrane. The coding region runs from base 105 to 1079 and encodes 324 amino acids. NCBI's taxonomy places the organism in Eukaryota, Metazoa, Chordata, Actinopteri, Cyprinodontiformes, Fundulidae. The transcript is spliced from 8 exons. The record is from RefSeq and is a predicted model, not a curated record.